GUCACAUAAAACCGUCAUCGGCAUAUCCCUCGAUACCCACCGUUGUUUACCUCCCCUGACAUCUGGGAUACAAGCUUCACAGGACUGAUAACCUCUUCGUGCGUUCCGCAAACACUAAUCAACCCCCUCCAAACCCCUUCAAGAAGUAAGCACGUCGUCGGUCAUUGCGGUUGCGCGGUGGCAUACCAAGCUCAUUAUACCGUUGUAUCGUCGACACAGGCCAACCAACCAUGUCAGGCCGGUCCCUCCGAUCUCAAACUAAAGGAAAUCCGCUUGGUGUCAUCAUGGAGAGACUCGGCAACCCAAAAACGGCACAUAGAGCAAGGGCUAUGCGAGUAGUCACUUCGUUAUUGUCGUCGACCCCUUCCGACGUCGACUUCAGCGGCCAGCUUGAGACGAUGGCGUUCGACGAGCGUAUGAGCCAGGUCGAAAAUUGGAUCGCCUUGAUCAAGGGAAUCCAAUCCUCGACGCCUUCGAUCCAGGCGAUCGAAUCCUCGACUUCGACUCCAACAAAUGCCUUUACGGAACGCGAGACAGCCAUCGUUACCCUCUUCAACAAGGUCCUAGACCUGCUCGCAGCCGCCCGUAACCACAUGUCCAAGGAGGUUUUGGUUUUGGCACCGGUGGCACCAGAUUUCGAGACUUUGGCAGCUUUGGAGGUGUUUGCUGCGGUCCUCGGGUCCGAGUUGGUCGCCACAGCCAAUCAAUUGGCAGCGACUGGAACCUUCCCCAUUCGAGCGGAAAGUUCAGGGGAUCGUUACUCUCUUGAGACGUUCAAGGCUUUGGUUCGAUGGGCGAAGUUCCAAGACCGUCCUCCUAAUCUGACAUCAAUGUCAACUGUCGCGCCACAGCAGCUACACCUCUAUAUCGACACAGUCAUAAGAAGACGACCAGAUAACACCGAUUCGAAGGUAGCGGCCACCCUCCGCGAUGUAUCCGAGUCCCUCUACACCGCAUGCUUCAAGCGAUACGCACUCGCCUCAGGGUUGACCGUGCUCGCGGCGCAGCGUCUACUCAGCCGCAUCAUACAGGGAGAGGGCGUCGACGACUGCGCGCAGGACAGUCUCGAAACCCUAUUCGUCGCCGGAGCGGCAGCGAGCAAGUCAUCAUCGAAGACUGCCCGUUGGACCUUGCUCCCGGUCGAAACGCCGGGCUCCAAAGAGGAGCUCGACUUUCCUUCUCGCGCGGCUCACGAGCAGCGGGAAGCGAAUACCGCCCAGAAGGGCAAGGUCGGUUACGAGGUGGAAGACGCUCGGGGUGGGUAUUCGAUAUUUCUACGCACUACUGGCGGGCCGGUCGAUAUUCGUCACGACCAGCGGGCCGGUCAAUCGGAUCAAUACCCCCAGAUCCUCUCCGCCCAUGCUAUCGACCAUGCCGCACAGCUCUGGCUUGAGGAUCUCUGCAGAACGACCGGGGUCGUCAGCAGGACAAUCGGUCUGGGUACUUCGCAAGACGAAAUCGAAGCUCUUAGAAGCUGGUUAGCCGCGACGAGAAAGGUACCUGUCGCGGCUACCCAUCAAACCUUGACUGCGGAUGUGAAUCGUGCAUCCAGUCCCAGUCCGUCGAGUCUGACCAGCUCGGCGGACAGUUGCGCUGACCGAUACCGAACGGAAAGUCCUGAUGGGUCGUCAUCGCUUACCUCCUUGGGUAGUAGCUUGGCUGACCUCAGCGAGGCCGAAGAGUACGCCAACCGUGGCACGUCGGACAUUAGUCAGACACCCGAACACACUCCACGCGGCGCUGUACACGAGAAGCUUGUCUCCCAUCCUGUCGUCAAGCCUGUUACGGGCCAAGUUUCAGAUGGGGAUCGCGAUCUUGAUACCGCAUAUGUUGCAAAGAGUGUCGACGAUAUUCGCCGCGAGUGGAACUUGGGAAAGCAGCCCGACCUGAGCGACGAGGAUGUGAGGCAGUAUCUGAUCGGGAAAACGGGUGACAUCGCCGCAGACGGAAUCCAUGGGUUGAUCGACGGGUUGGCACAGGGGAUCUGCACGUCGCGGGACCCCCCUAUCCAUCCUCAGCGAAUUCGUGCUGGUCUGUCCACGAUCAGAGGACCGUUCAACCUCGAUGAAUGCAUCACGCUCGAUGUCAGGCGACUUGUCAAGUACCUCUACGCCCACAUCUGUCUCGAUACCCAAGGAGUGGAGGCCGCACUGCCCGACGAAGUCGGAGAUCCUGUUGUCCCACUCUCUUCUCACACCGAAAGCGCGCGCAUUGCCUAUGACCUGCGUCGGUAUUUGUACCGGAUUCAAGUGCAUAUCGUCUCGCACAGUCACCCGCACCUCGCGGGUGACAUCGGCUGGACGUUUGAGCCUAUCGGCGAAACCGACCUGGUAGUACGCGGUACCAGCCCGAGCGCGAACUCACCCUUGGCCUUCCGGUUUCUGAUGGAUCACGAGGCAUUUGUCGACAUCGAUGCUGCACCGCGGAUGCCGACAACCGAGAGAGGUUGGAAGGAAAAGAUGGUGGUUGGUCUCGCCGAGCUGUCGGACUUAGGCUGUCAUACGUCAUUGAUGAAGGCGUAUAAGGCUCAGAUCCGGUCGUUGGGUAGCGAUCCGGAGAGCCUGCCCGACUGGAAUUUCAUAGCGGACCCGAAAGCCGUCCGUUAUCGGAUGUCGUCGUAUAGCAAACGUAUAGACGGCACUGCAAAAAUAUAUCGGGGAGAAGGAGAAAUGACGCUGGUCAUUAAGGAGGAAGAGACUCCCUACCGAUUCCUUGGGAUCGUGCUGGACAGUCUGUUCGGGCGGCAACACCCCGUUGAAUACAUACAGAGUGUCGAGAAACCGCAGGUCCAGGACAACGGGCGAGUCUACCAGGUUCAGGAUGGUACCGCCUUGUAUCACAUUUCGUUGAAUGUGUAGCGCGAUCUUUAGACGUCAAUUUUACUAUCCGUGUACUAGCUUCUUUCGCCUAUGUGACACUCGCGGCGCCGUCGAUAUUGUUGUGAAUUGUAUAAAUUGUGGAGCUUAGACUCCCAGAGAAA
Filobasidium floriforme is the source of this 2980-nucleotide messenger RNA. RefSeq lists its product as uncharacterized. Bases 231 to 2858 code for a protein of 875 amino acids. The record is from RefSeq and is a predicted model, not a curated record. The transcript is spliced from 3 exons. Lineage: Eukaryota; Fungi; Basidiomycota; Tremellomycetes; Filobasidiales; Filobasidiaceae.